AUGGCCCUGCGAUGGUCCCUCUCCUCCCCCCCCCCGACCAAGUCGUUAACCCGUACGCUGAUUGGACCCGGCCAGCCGGACCCCUUGGCUGGGAGGAUUUGCAUUGCUCAUCUUCCCCCAGUUUUCUUUUUCUUUCUCUUUUAUCGCUGGCUCUCUCUCUCAGCGCAGCCGGCGCCCGCCCGCGCACACGCCCUUUCGGUACUUGGGGCGGUCGGCGCACACCUCUUCAACCACGCCCACGCGGGUUGGCCUUGGCUGCAACUUUGGGAGGAAUAG
Cordyceps militaris CM01 is the source of this 276-nucleotide messenger RNA. RefSeq lists its product as uncharacterized. NCBI's taxonomy places the organism in Eukaryota, Fungi, Ascomycota, Sordariomycetes, Hypocreales, Cordycipitaceae. The transcript has a single exon. The record is from RefSeq and is a predicted model, not a curated record. Bases 1 to 276 code for a protein of 91 amino acids.